AUGCGGCUGAAAAAGCACCGCACCACCCGAAACCUGAUCCGCGAAUGCGUAGGCACCGCGCUGUAUCAUGCCUUUGCCUGCGGUGUCGUCGCUCAGGCCUAUCUCGACACCGGAGUGGUGGGUUUGUUUUUGGAGAUGAGCGUGGGCCAUGCCGCCGCCUGGAUCAUGGGCGCUAUCAUCAGCGGUGAGGACAAUGUCACAUUCAUGAAUCCUGCGGUGGCCUUUGCAAGCAUGCUGGUCGGUCGACUGAAUUUUGUCAUAAUGAUCUUCUUCUGGGUGGCAGAGGUGCUGGGCGGUUUUUUGGGCGGUCUUCUCUUCAUAUGGAUUUACUGGCAGAAAAUAUGGAAGUAUGCGCAUGAGUAUGACAACGAUAAACUGCUCAUGAACUCCACGGGGAGACUGGCGGUCGGCUCUGUGGAUUGCGAUAAUAAUACCGUUUUCGUUGACCAAUACAUUGUUGGUUGGGGCCGCGGCGCCUUUACCUAUAGCCACUACUCAUUUUUCAUCCUCGUCUCAACGCCCUUCCUCUCCUCUCUCACCGCCGUUCUCGCCUAUGAACUCUUUGUUGGCAUUCAUCUUCCCGGCGCUGGGGAAAAUUCGAAAAACUUCGAGGUGAAACCAAGUUGA
Dibothriocephalus latus is the source of this 627-nucleotide messenger RNA. The record is from the annotation of a GenBank genome assembly. NCBI's taxonomy places the organism in Eukaryota, Metazoa, Platyhelminthes, Cestoda, Diphyllobothriidea, Diphyllobothriidae.